UGGCAGGCAGCAGCGCUUGUUGUGCCCACACCUUGGCAUGGACGUUGCUGCUUGGUAGCUCAGGUGUUGGCAUGAACAGAAUUCGGAUCCAUGUUUUGCCGUCAAGCCGAGGACGCCUUACUCCUGUGCCGCGGCCGCAGGAGCCUCUGUCAUGUGCCUUCACUCACCGCCAGUGCUCCCAGCCGCGGCUGGAGGGGCAGGAGUUUUGUAUUAAGCACAUUCUUGAAGACAGGAGUGCCCCUUUCAAGCAGUGCAGCUACGUUUCAACAAAGAAUGGAAAGCGGUGUCCCAAUGCUGCACCCAAACCAGAGAAGAAGGAUGGCACGUCGUUCUGCGCGGAGCAUGCCCGUAGGAACACUCUGGCGCUCCAAGCUCAGAUGAAGAAGUCCAAUCCUGGGCCUGUAAGCGAGACUCUCCUUUGCCAGCUUAGCUCUUACGCCAAAACAGAGCUGGGCUCCCAGACCGCAGAGAGCAGCCGCAGCGAAGCCAGUCGGAUCCUAGAUGAGGACAGCUGGAGCGAUGGCGAGCAGGACCCUAUCACAGUGGACCAGACGUGGCGAGGGGACCCGGACAGCGAGGCUGACAGCAUCGAUAGCGACCAGGAGGAUCCCUUGAAGCAUGCUGGCGUGUACACAGCUGAGGAGGUGGCUUUGAUCAUGCGAGAGAAGCUGAUCCGCCUGCAGUCUCUCUACAUUGACCAGUUCAAACGACUCCAGCACCUUCUGAAGGAGAAGAAGCGCCGAUACCUGCACAGCCGCAAGGGAGAACAUGAAGCCAUAGGCAGCAGCCUUCUGACAGGCCCGGAGGGGCUGAUGGCCAAGGAACGUGAGAACCUGAAGCGCCUGAAGUGCCUGCGCCGCUACCGGCAGCGCUACGGCGUGGAGGCCCUGCUCCACCGGCAGCUGAAGGAGCGCAGGAUGCUGGCGACCGAUGGCGCUGCCCAGCAGGCGCACACCACCCGCUCCAGCCAGAGGUGCUUGGCCUUUGUCGACGACGUCCGAUGCUCCAACCAGUCCCUUCCGAUGACCAGGCACUGCCUUACGCACAUCUGUCAGGACACUAAUCAGACUCUGUUUAAACCGUGUCAAGGCUCCGAGGAAGUGCCCUGCAACAAGCCAGUUCCCGUGAGCCUCUCCGAGGAUCCGUGCUGCCCGCUCCAUCUCCGGUUGCCUCCGCAGAUGUACGUACCCGAGCAGGUGCUGGCUGUCCCUGAGGAGCUGGAAGCUGCCCCCACGGACCUGUACUUGAGCGCUGCUGAGCUCCAGCCCACAGAGAGCUUGCCCCUGGAGUUCAGCGAUGACUUGGACGUGGUGGGCGAUGGCAUGCAGUGUCCCCCGUCCCCUCUGCUCUUUGAUCCUUCUGUGGCCCUCGAUCAGUCCCUCAGAGACGUUGCCGAGGCCCCCAUAGACAUACUGGCCCUGGAGGAGCCCUCCCACCCAGGCCUCCCUCCGCAGAUGGCGCUGACGGACAGAGGGAGCUCCUCUGCCCUCGUCUUCUCCCCGGCUGCCGAGCCUCCGGCCGAGCUGCCUGCGCAGAGUCACCUGCCCAUGGCAGCAUGCCGCGGCUGGAGGAAACCGCCUUCUCCGCCCAGGCCCGUGGAGCGGCCGCCAACGGGAGCCUGGAGCCGGCAUCUCCGGAGUCGCCGGCCCCGGGGCCGCUUCCUGCGCCGGGGGCAGCGCGAGGGGGGCCCACGAGCCCACGGGCACCACGGGCCGCCCUGGGGACCUGCCUGGGUUUGCUGCCGGCCCCGCGGGCUGCAGGAGGACGGGGACAGCACAUGCGAGGUCCGGCCGCGUGUGCCGGUGACACUGCGGAGGGACGGGGCUGGGGACGUCCCAAGCAAGGUAAGGGGGGUCCGGGCUGCCCAGGGCCUGGCAGUGCCGGCCAGCGGGGACCCCGGCCUGACGUGCGUCCCCCUGCAGCCAGCGAUGUCGGAGAGCGUGGCCGAGGCGCCGGGAGACGGGAGCCCCGUGGCACUUGGCGAGACGGGCACCAGCCAUGAGCUCCUGCAGCGGCUGCGGGAGCUGGAGGCAGAGAACUCGGCCCUGGCUCAGGCCAACGAGAACCAGCGGGAGACAUAUGAGCGCUGCCUGGACGAGGGUUGUGGGGGGCGGCGGGACCUGCGUGAGGAGUGCAUCAAGCUGAAGAAACGGGUCUUUGACCUGGAGCGCCAGAACCAGGCGCUGAGCGACCUCUUCCAGCAGAAGCUGCAGCUCUCGGCUGGAUCCCUGCCCCAGCUGCCACUGCACCCGGUGCCGGUGCCCCUGGAUGCCGCAGCCAGCCCCCAGCCGGGCUCCACUGAGCAGCCGCCCCCGCCGCUGACCCCCAGUCAUUGCAUCGCCCCGCUGGAGUGUCCCCAUCCCUGA
Aptenodytes forsteri (emperor penguin) is the source of this 2366-nucleotide messenger RNA. It is a transcript of the gene KANSL2, whose product is annotated as KAT8 regulatory NSL complex subunit 2. The coding region runs from base 72 to 2366 and encodes 764 amino acids. The record is from RefSeq and is a predicted model, not a curated record. Gene Ontology annotation, cellular component: NSL complex. The transcript has 16 exons. Lineage: Eukaryota; Metazoa; Chordata; Aves; Sphenisciformes; Spheniscidae.